GAAAGAUAAAUUAGAAAAAAAAAAAACAACAACUUUUAUCACGUGUUAUCAUUUAUGUAAAUUUAGUGGUGUCAGUGUUUUGCCUUGAUUUGAAAUUUUCAACUAAAAAAAAUUAAUUUGAAUUAAAAAGUAAUAGACAAUGGAUUUUCUUGAUGAUGACGAAGAUCUUUUUUAUGAGGAACCAUCUGUUGAAACGUCAAUUCCUCAUAAUCCAAUUGAGGAAAAUCUCAUGAACCAGUUGAACACUGUCCAGGAGCAAAUAAGAAUUGCACAAAAUGAAACAGUUCAAACACAAGAAUUAACUGAUAGAAUAUUAGAUAAAUUAUUUCAAAAAUGUCUAUACUUGAGAGAUGAAAGUUCUGACUCUGAGACCGAGCUGUAUGAUGAAACUGGAGCACCAGUUGCCAAAAAAAAAUGUAAAAGAAAUAAUCACGAUCCACUGUUGAUUAUCGAUGACAUUUGGCACAGAAUUAUUGACCACAAAUGGAUUAUUGGUAUUAACUUGAUCAACAAUUCUAAGCAAAUUUUGAGGGAUCCAAUGAUCUACAUCAGUUUGAAGGAUGAAGAUGAAUUAACUGGUAUAACAUCAUUCUGGGAAAUGGAUAUGGAUUCAUCAUCAACAACAAAAACAAAUGAAAUUGGUCAAACACGUGAUUGUCAAACAAUUGGAAUUGUCAUAUUGGAUAUUCCUUGUUUUAAAAAUUCAUCAUGUGCCAUUGGUUUUGGAACAAUAACAUUUUCUCUUGAAGGAAAAAAUCUUCAAUCACCAAUACCAAUGUUUAAACUUGAUGCAUCACAAGCUAUUGUUAAAAUAUUAACACCACGUUAUGCUGAUAAUAUUGAUUACAGUAUACUAGCAAUUAAAUCAUCGAGUAUUGAAAAAAUAUUUAAAUUACCAAUGAAAAAUGGUGUUGGUGAUAAAUUACUUACAUAUCUUGCUGAUAAAGAUUUUGUUGAAUCACGUCCUGAUGUAUAUGCAUCUAAAAAUCCAGAAUCAUUUCGUUAUUGUUUAGUUGAAUUUAUCAUGCAAGAAUUUGUUGAUGGAAUUAAUAUAAAAAUUUAUACACGAACAACAUCACAACAAAAUGCCAUGAUGCAUAUGUUUCAAACUGAAUUUCCUGAAAUUAUUGAAAUUGAUAAAGAUGAAAAAAUUAAAGAAGCUGCAAUGAUUCUUGAACGUGAAAUUGAUUUGAGAAUUAAUUCAAAUAAUAAUUGUAAAAUACUUGCAGCUAAAAUUACUACUGAUUUAUUUAUUCAAUAGUUGUUUUCUUUUUUUGUUUACUUGUUUUUCAAUGCAUUAAUUUGAUUAAAGAAAAUAACGGCGAUAAUUAAUAAUUGUAUUAUUAAUAAUUAGUAACAAGUAUUAUAUUUUUCAAAUUAUUUAUUUUGUUAAACUAUAUAAAGCACAUAUUUUUAUAAUAGAUGUUGCGAGUGAAUAAAGUGAGUGAGAUGUGAUUAAUGGAACUCGCUGAGCAGUUUUUUUAUUAUUCUCUUUCUUUACAUAUUUACUUUUUUUUUUUAAAUUAUUUAAUUUCAUUGCUGAUUAAAAAAUAUCAUCAUUAUGACCGGCACAUCACACAAUAAUUCAACACUCAAUUUUAUAUCUCUCGUAAAUUUAUUUUACAUAUUUAUUUGUUGUUGUUUGAAUUUAUUAACAUGUGAAGAUUUUAACAAUUUGAUUAGUCUAUCGAAAAUCGAAAUGUAACGAGUGAUGCUUGAACAAUUAUUCAACGAAAUAAUUUUUAUAAUUUAAUUUAUUUAUUAUUUUGUCUGAUUAUUAUUUCGAAAGAAAUAAAACAAUGUGAAUAUGCCGGAAUAUUGAUAAUGAUGAUACGUAAUAUCGCAUUUGCAUUCAAUUCAACGAAUUUUUUAUUAUUAUCAUUUCUUGCUCUCGUAUUUGUUAUCGUAUUUUUUAUAAUUUUAUUUUCAUGACAUUAAAAAGAGGUAGAUGAGUGACAGGGUUUGUUUGUUAUUUUAUUUUUUUUUUAAUUUUCAUGUUGAUGACAAUAAUAAUACUAAUACUCGUUUAACAAUUGUGUGUGAUUUUUAUUUUAAUUAUAGUUUUUUUUUUAUUUUUUAGUUACACCUUUUGUCGAGCACCAAACUCCCGAGCUUUUAAUUUUGUUUUUUAAAUGAAAAAAUUCUAGUUAAAGUAUCGUUUUUAUCAUCAUCAGGAUAAAUUUUUUAUUUAUAUAUAUUUAGUUUGAUCAAUCGAUGAUUCGAUACGUUUCAUUUUUUUUUUUUACACUCUAGAUAUCGUUACUUAAUGGCUCAGUCUAUCUAGAAUCGCGAAUAUCACUAAAUUUUAUAUAACAGUAGUAUGGCAAGUUGUUUUUUAUUUAUUUUUUAAUUUUUUAAAAUUAUUUAUUCAUCAUCAUUAGAUUUCAUUUCCAUCUGUGGCUUACGUGCAUUUUUAAAAUUAAUAUUAUUCCAAUGAUCAAUUGAAAUUUAUGUUUCCUAAAUUUUUUUUAUUUUUUUUUUCAUGCAAAAAAGAAAAAUAAAUGGGAAAAUAAUGUUUUUUUUUCUAUUAGAAAUUUUGGAUAUUUGUUUUUCUAUUGUAUUAUAAUUAAUUUAUUGUUUCUAAAAAUUAAAAUAUCAAUUAUUUUUAUAUUAAGGUGGCGUUAAGGACCAUGUCUCGACGCUAUCACAAAGUAUUUGCAAGCAUUUGCUUAUUAAAAAUACUUCCUCAGCCACAAUUCGUGAAUAAUAAUUUUAAACACACAUUCAAUUAGGCCAUAAACCUUCGAACAAUAUUUUUUAUUAAUAUAUUUUUUGUGUCAAAGUUAUUAAACACACUCAAAUCAUUUCACUAACAUUUUCCCUUUUAUUAUCAUUUUUCAAUUAAUUAUAUAUUUUUUUUUAAAUCAUCAAUUAAAAUCAUAUUCUCAAUAAUUAAUUAUUAUUUUCACUUGUUUAAAUAAAAAUAAAAGUGAAUAAAUUUUUAUUUUUUAUUUUUAUUAUCAUCACUAAUUAUUUAUAACUGUCUUUUAUAUUUAUAUUUCAUUUUUUUAGUUAAAUUUAUUUUCAUUAAAUUUAGUCUUUAAUAAAUUCGGCUGCUAAUUAGUUCGGUGUUUUUGUGUGCUCAAGCUCAAAAGCGAUUGAAAUUAUAUUUCACAAUUAAUUUCACAUUGUGAAAUUACUUUCUUCAGGCAAAAUUAUCAUAAUUUAUUAUUUUAUUUCAUCUAUUUGUUUAUUUUUUUUUUAAAUUUAUCUCUGAUAUAUCUGAAGGUUGGCAAAUGAAAAUAAUUGUUAAUAAAAUUAACAAAAAAAAAUAUUGUCAAUUAAGCAACUCUUUAGUGAUCGUAUUGAUGCUUAACACGUUGAAAAAUAAAUCGUAGAAAAUACAUAGGAAAUCUGACUUCGUAGAAAGCACAGCCAAGCUUGGAACACUCAAGAGUUGCUUAAUAAAUAUUUGUAUUUUUGAAGUAUUUUUUUUAUACAUGAGUUAACUAAAAUAAUCACCAGAUUUUAGCUGGAUAAUACUAGUAUUUAUUAAAUAUAUUUUUAAAAUUUUAACUGAGAAUCUUAGUGUUAUUUUUCUAUUUUUUUUUUAUAUACAUCAUUAUUCUCAAGUUUAAAUAAUAACAAAAAUCUAUCAGUUAAAGUUUUCUUUAAAAAUAUAUUAGAGACAACAAGUAAGAUGAAAUAAGAAAAAUGAAAAUAUAAAUUAAAUAUCUUGGCUGUAAAUUUUCAUUUGCCACCCUUUGUUUUUUUUAUUAUAUUUUUUUUUAAUUUUAUAUAUAUCUUUCUUCAUCACAGAAAACGUCAUGCUCUACUUUAGGUUUAUUUAUGAUUUAUAUUUAUUUUUUUUCAUUUUGAAAAUCAUUAUUUUUAAUUAUUAUUAUUAUUAUUAUUUCGUUUAUAAUUCAUGUAUAUAUAUAUAUUUGUUUAAUUAUUUUGUUUUUCGUUUUAAAAAGAGCCUUGCGAAAUUUGCAGUUUUUUUUUUUUUAAUUUUUUUCUAUCACAUGCACACCCCCUCAGUGAGAGUAUAAUCACUAUUUUUUUUUUUUUUAAAUUUAAAUGUUUUUUCAUUUAAAACCAGUGUUUUAAUUAUUAUUAAUUUUUUUUUUUUAAUUUUUACUUUUAUUCCGCCAAUUGCACUACGUUAUUUCUAGGCACGGUUUUUUUUUCGUGAAGAUAAAUUAGAGGCGUGAGGCCGCGUAGUUGUAUUUUUUAUUAUUUUUUUUUUUUUGAAUAACUUAUUAGUCCAGCCUAGUUUUUUUCUUUUUUUAAAUAAUUAGUUAUAUUCAUUUUUUUAUGUACAAGACAAUCUGCGUUUAUUGUGUGAAAAAGAAAAAACAAAUAAAUUAUUAAACGGUCAAACAUAUGCAUGUCUUAUUGUUUAUUAUUAUUAUUAUUAUUUUCGAAUUAUUUAUUUAACAAUUUGAACAUGCAUAUGUACACACAAAUUAACGCAGAUUUAUUUAUUUUUUAUAUUUUCACUAUUAUAAAUUACAGCGGUUAGAAAACGAUCGAUUAUUCAUCGUAAGGCUAGAGUUUUAUUUUUUAUUAAUUUCUUUAUUUUUUCUACCUUGGUUAUUAUUAUUAUUAAUUAAUUAAUUAAUUUUUUUUUUGUAUUAUUUGAUACUCAUUUUAAUUGUUACGUUUUUAAGAUUUUUUUAUUUCUUAUUUAGUUAUUUUAUUUUUUUUUUUACAACUUUUAUUAUUUAUUUUUUGCAAAUUAGUUUUUUUCAUUCAUCUCGACUUUACCUAUUUUGAUGAAAUAAAUUAUUACUAAUAAUGAAAAAUUUUUUUUUAUAAUUUAAAAAGUUGAUGGAUUACAUGUUGAGUUUAUUUUUUUAUUUUAACAAUUUAUUAUGAGUAUCUGAUAUGAUACGAGGGCAUUAUCUCCAAUCCUGGGAAUUUAUUCACAUGAAUUCUGUCAAUCUUUUUUCGACCACCACAAUACAAUUUACCCCUGGGUAUUUAAAAACUUUUUUUUUUUUUUAUCACUUAUCUUUACUGCUAUGUAAUAUCUUACCGAGAAAAUAUUAAUUGUUUUUUUUUUUUUAGCCUGAUGUUGUUUGAAUGAAAGUAUAAACAAAUAUGUGAUUAAGUGAUAUUUUUUUUGAUAAAUUUAUAACUGAAUGGAUCAAGUCGAGUAUUGCUAUUGAUG
Aphidius gifuensis is the source of this 5116-nucleotide messenger RNA. RefSeq lists its product as uncharacterized. NCBI's taxonomy places the organism in Eukaryota, Metazoa, Arthropoda, Insecta, Hymenoptera, Braconidae. Bases 140 to 1261 code for a protein of 373 amino acids. The record is from RefSeq and is a predicted model, not a curated record. The transcript has 4 exons.